CAAAGUCUGCACACGACAAACAACGGGCGAUUGUAGCCUAGGGAGUAUAACGCAACGCAAGUUGAUCGUCGGCAAAGUUAUCAAAAGCUUAUACUGUACUACAAGCUAGCCGAAAUCGACUGCAGUCUUCAUCCAGUAGGUAAGUCGCCCUGUACCUGUGAGUUUUUCAUUCAGCGAGACGAUCGACAACUCACGAGCAACGUACGUCGAGACUCGAGAUCGAUCAUGGACGUGGUGAGCGCGAUCACCAACGUGGUGCAGGAGAUAGUAAAGGCGGCGGUCACGGCCCGGAACAACAAGAAGAGGUGCCUUGACCUCGCCGACCGCGCACAAGCCAUCGUCGACCUCAUCCACAAUCCCGACGGCUCCUCCACGGCGAGCACGACCAGCAGCGGCAGCGGCCGCACGAUGACAAUGAAAGAGCCCUUUCUCAACAGGCUGAAGGCCGUGCUCGACGAGGCGCUCAAGCUCGUCGAGUCCCAGCAGCCGGGGGGCUUUGUCGACGGGGGCAAGAAGCUGAUCACCAGUACUUGGACGGCCGACAAAUUCGUAACUGUUGAUGCGAAGAUCACCGCCUGCGUCACCGACUUCGGCCUGGCGGAACAGUUCGCCGCUCGCCAUCGUGCCUGCCGCGCCAACAAGGGGACUCACUCGGCACCCUCCCCUGCUCCGGAGCGCCACCAGCAGAGCUUCCUGUCCACGCCGGGGUCGUCACAGCAGCACCAGAGCUCGCAGCCGGCGACUUCGCCGUUGCAGCCACGCCGGAGCUCACGACUGUUGCAGCAGAACCAGAGGUUCCAGUCCGAGGAGUCGUCGACCCAGCAGCAACGGAGCUCGCGGUACACGCCACCGCCGUUACAGCAGCAGCACCGAAGCUUAGGGCUACCAUCAUCGCAGCAGCAGCAUCAGCACCAGAGUUCUCAGCCCGCAGGCCCGGACUACCACCGUCGCAGCAACAGACCACAUCCCUCAGCUCGCGAGAUUGCAUCACAAUUCAGCACGGGAGCUCGCAGCCCGAACAGCACCAGAAUUCUCAGCCCGCAGCCCCGAAGUACCACCGUCGCAGCAACAGACCACAUCUCUCAGCUCCCGAGAUUGUAUCAGCAAUUCAGCACGGGAGCUCGCAGCCCAAACUACCACCGCGCGGGGCGGGAGCACCAUAACUCCCAGCCGGCGAUGCUGCUGUCUCAGCUCAGCGGUACCAGAGCUUUGCAGAGCUCGCAGUCCAUCCUACCACCGUCGCAGCAACACCAGAAGCUGAAACGUCGAUAAGCGAUCGGGCUUGUGGCGAGGCGAGGUAAGCGGGCAUGCAUGUAUCGAAGGUACAGUUAGUACAGUACAGUACAGUAGCAUAGCUCCCUGGACACUCUGUCCUGUCCUGGAACUGAGUGUAUGGGACUGUGUAAUACUCCAUCUGUUUCUUCUCACUCUAAAAUGUAUCUUAAGUCAAACUUUAUGAAAUUUCACCAUAUUUAUAUUUAAACAUAUCAACAUCUAUAAUAUUGAAGAUAUACAAUAUAAAACUUUAUUCCGU
Messenger RNA from Hordeum vulgare subsp. vulgare (domesticated barley), 1534 nucleotides. RefSeq lists its product as uncharacterized. Bases 226 to 1272 code for a protein of 348 amino acids. The transcript has a single exon. The record is from RefSeq and is a predicted model, not a curated record. NCBI's taxonomy places the organism in Eukaryota, Viridiplantae, Streptophyta, Magnoliopsida, Poales, Poaceae. Gene Ontology annotation, biological process: cell surface receptor signaling pathway.